Messenger RNA from Quercus robur (English oak), 1944 nucleotides. RefSeq names its product UPF0481 protein At3g47200-like. NCBI's taxonomy places the organism in Eukaryota, Viridiplantae, Streptophyta, Magnoliopsida, Fagales, Fagaceae. The record is from RefSeq and is a predicted model, not a curated record. The coding region runs from base 246 to 1748 and encodes 500 amino acids. The transcript has 2 exons.
CAAAAAGAGACAGACUACAAAUGAGUGUGAUUUUAGAGGAGGUAUCUCAAGACAUACAAGCAUUUCUUUCCAGCGAAGUUUGCAGGAAAAGAGAGCCCGACAGGUGGAAAAGCAAGAAAGGUAGCAUUUCCAUAUAUUAGUGAUUCAAUUGAAGAAUGUGAAUCGUGAACACAAAGAGUUGAUUAUUAACCUUCCACCUCACAAGCGGUCCGUGCAAAGAGUUUCUUUUCCCGGACACGGAAGUUAUGCAGUCAGAAAGCGAUGAUAAUGUUAUAGAUAUUCCACAUCCAACCAAGGAAGAGGAACCUGAGAAGCGGUGUAUCUACAAGGUUCCCCAGAAACUCCGUGACGUAAAUGGUGAUGCCUACACUCCAAAGCUAAUCUCAAUAGGCCCUUUUCAUCACUACAAUGACAAUUUGCAGAAAAUGGAAGAGUUAAAAUAUAGAUAUUUCUGGGAAGCCUGGUUUCAGACGAAGAAGAGCAAGGAUGAUCUUGUAGGAUGCAUCCAAAAAAUUGGAUACCAGAAGAUCCUUUAUUGUUAUGAAGGAUACCAGAAGAUCCUUCCUCGUAAUGCAGAGGAAAAUGGCAGGAAAGAGAGAGAAUUCAUGCAAAUGAUUCUUUUGGAUUCUAUUUUUAUCAUUGAACAGUUGUGGAGGACGAAUAAAUACAAGCCAAUGAGCCCACCAGCAAUGACUACCAUUUCCCAAAAGUGUGAGUGGAAUUUAUUGGAUGCAUGUGUAAUAACUUGCCAAAAAGAAACAAAAGAAGACAACCCAGAAGAAGACUACCAAGAAAAGGAAAACCCAUGGCGAAGCCAUAAUAUUAUGCUAGACUUGAUAUUACUAGAAAAUCAGGUUCCAUUUUUUGUUCUGGAGGGUUUAUACGAGUUUGCCUACAGUGACCUUUUUGUGUACCCGCAAAAUGAAAAUAAUUCCUUUCGUAGGCAUGUCUAUGAAUACUUUUUCCAUUUCUGGGAGAGUUCCGGUUUUGUUCUGGAGUCUGAUUACGAGAAGAUAUUCUCUGGUAAGAAGAAGGAAGUCAAACAUUUUACUGAUUUCCUAAGAUAUUUUCUCCAUCCACAGAAUCCAAAACGUGGAAAAACUUUUAAACGUGUACCUUGUGCAACCAAGCUGUCUGAGGCCGGAGUGGAAUUCAAAGUCAGCAAAUCCGAGACUGGACGCCUUCUUGACAUUCAAUUUCGUAAGCGUAACUUAUUGAAAAUUUGUCCAUUUGUAAAUAUGUCAUGGUUCUUGAGUUGCUUUCCUUGCUUUCCUCGCUUCAAAUGCCUGGAGAACAUGCAGACUGUCUUGGAACUCAAAUCCUUUAUAAUAGGGGAUGCAACUGAAUGUGCUGUUCGAAACCUCAUGGCCUUAGAGCAGUGUCAUUAUCCACGGGAAGCUUACAUAUGUAAUUAUAUUAUAUUGUUGGAUAAUCUUAUCAACACUGAAGCAGAUGUGGAUCUACUUGUUGAGAAAAAAGUUAUUGUUAACUGGCUAGGCGACAAUAACGCAGUAGCAACUCUGAUCAACAAACUUCGCGAACAAAUUGUAGAAGCUAAUCAUACCUGCUACUGGGAACUCAGUAAAAACAUUCAAGAUCACUAUGACAACGUUUGGAGCAAAGUCAUGGCAUCCUUUACAACUCUAUAUUUCAAAGAUUUUUGGAGAGGGACAGCAACUAUUGCUGGAAUCAUGCUCCUGUUUUUCGCUUUCUGGAAUUUCCUUAAGCCUUUUGUCUUUCCCACUUGAACAUAUGUGUGCUUCAGUGUUGGUUGGAGACUUAGUGCUUUGCUUCUGCUUAUUUAGAUGCAUUCUGAACUUUGUAAUAAUAGCUUUAGUGUUUUGUUGUAAGUUUGUAAUGUUUCCACAUCUGUGGACUGGUGAGUCUGUAUUUUAGCAAAUAAAGCUAUAUGCUAUGUUAAUGAAUCUCGCGACAUGCUGCAUC